AUGAAGUCCAUCUACGCCAUCCUCGCCAUGUCCGCACUUGUCAGCGCCCAGACCCGCGAUGACAUCCCCUCGUGCGCGAUCCCUUGCAUUGACGAUGCCGUCAGCAGCCAGACCAGCUGCAAGAACACCGACUACGCUUGUAUCUGCAAGGACUUUGAUUCCAUCCAGGGCGCUGCUACUGGCUGUGUCCUGUCCAAGUGUGGAACUGAUGUUGCUCUGAACAAGGUCAUCCCCGCCGUUGAGGCUCUGUGCAAAGCCCAGGGCACCGGCGGCGGCUCCUCGUCAUCGACGUCGGCUACGUCUGAGGCUUCGUCGACCGAGGCUUCCUCCGCAGAGGCUACUUCAGCGGAUACUGCCACUAGCUCUUCAGGCGGCGGAGGUGCCGCCGCGACGACGACUACGACUGCUGGCUCUGCCACCGCUACGUCCGGUACUGCCGGAACUGUCUCGCCCUCGGCCACCGUCUCUCCAUCCUCUACUACUAGCGGUUCCGACGACGACGGCUCUAGCUCUACCGAAGGCUCUUCCACUGGUCAAGAGUCAUCCGUCCCCACGGGCGGCGCCGCUGUCAUUGGCUCUGUGGGUGGCCUGGCCAUGGCCGGUCUCGCUGUCCUCGCUCUGUGA
Geosmithia morbida is the source of this 624-nucleotide messenger RNA. Its product is annotated as CFEM domain. The transcript has 2 exons. The coding region runs from base 1 to 624 and encodes 207 amino acids. The record is from RefSeq and is a predicted model, not a curated record. NCBI's taxonomy places the organism in Eukaryota, Fungi, Ascomycota, Sordariomycetes, Hypocreales, Bionectriaceae.